Magnolia sinica is the source of this 1137-nucleotide messenger RNA. Its product is annotated as large ribosomal subunit protein uL4c. Bases 111 to 971 code for a protein of 286 amino acids. NCBI's taxonomy places the organism in Eukaryota, Viridiplantae, Streptophyta, Magnoliopsida, Magnoliales, Magnoliaceae. Gene Ontology annotation, molecular function: structural constituent of ribosome. The transcript has 2 exons. Gene Ontology annotation, biological process: translation. Gene Ontology annotation, cellular component: ribosome. The record is from RefSeq and is a predicted model, not a curated record.
UGGCGCGUACAGUAACGAACAUCGAUCUCUCCUUUUCCCUCCCUCACCCCAACGGAUAAGAAGAAAAAGCCCCCCUCCCUCUCUCCAAAAACCCCUUCAAAUCCGCAGAAAUGGCAUCAAUAUCCUUCUUCUCCUCUUCAAUUUUCCUCUCUUCUCCCCAACAAGCCUCAAAAUUCCACCCAACUCCCCUAAAAAUCCCCAAAUCCCUCCUUCCUUCCCAAACCCUAAUCCGCUCCUCUCUCUCAACAACUCUCCCAAUCAUCUCCUUCGACGGCGAGAAGGUCGGCGAAACCCUACUCUCUCUUAAGUCGGCCCCACCUGAAACGGCCCGCGCUGUCGUCCACCGCGCUAUCCUCACAGACCAGCAGAAUGCCCGCCGUGGGACCGCCUCCACCCUCACCCGCGGCGAGGUCCGUGGUGGUGGCAGGAAGCCCUACCCCCAGAAGAAGACCGGCCGGGCCCGUCUAGGGUCCCAGCGGACCCCACUCCGCCCUGGUGGCGGCGUCGUCUUCGGCCCCAAGCCCAAGGAUUGGUCCAUCAAGAUCAACCGCAAGGAGAAGAAGCUUGCAAUAUCGACUGCCCUCUCCAGUGCAGCGGUGAAUUCUAUCGUGGUGGAGGAUUUCCAGGACAGGUUUGAGAAGCCGAAGACAAAGGAGUUUGUGGCAGCGUUGAAGAGGUGGGGGAUCGACCCGAAGGAGAAGUCAAUGUUCUUCUUCUUGGAAGAGGUGGCGGAGAAUGUGAGGUUGUCAGGGAGGAAUAUUGGGACGCUGAAGAUGCUGACGCCACGGACGUUGAAUCUGUUCGAUAUCUUGAAUGCCGAUAAAUUGGUUUUCACACAGUCCGCAGUCAAGUAUUUGAAUGCAAUGUAUGGAGCAUCCAGCAACGGGUAUGAUUAUGAAGAAGAAGAACUAGAAGAACUUGAAGGGGAUGAAGAAGGUGAUGAAGGCGAGACCUCAGAUUCAGCGGAAUAAUUAUUUUUACAGGUUCUGAAUCAUUUCUAAGACAGUCUUGUCCCUGUCAAGAUCAGCAGCCAUUUUAAGCAUUCAUGUUCAAUCUCAAGAUGGUUUUGCUUUGUUGUGAAUUUUUUAAUGUAUCAUUUAACAUGUUCAUCUCCUAUAAGAUUUUGUGAUUUUUUUC